AUGUAUCGGAAGUUGUCUAAGUUAGAACACUCGGAAAUAAAACAACUUCUUACAGAAGCUAACAUAGAAGUAGCAAAACAUUACGCAACAAACAAAAAAGCACUCGCUGACAUCCUCAAUGACUAUAAUGGUGCAAUAAGUUAUGAUAGAAUUCAUGAGUUCAUAAAGCCGCAACGCGGCGAGGACGAAGUCCAUGCAAGAGCAUUUCCUUUAAAUGACAUUGCUAUUGACUUAUAUCAUAGACGUUCAGUACCUCAUGAAGUAAGAAGAGAAAUGUUUGACAUAACAAAUGCAAACGUUGGUGAAACAAGAAGAAGAGACGACACACUGAAACAACAGAGAAGAGAGAUGUUUAAAACUGCUAUAGAACAAGUUCGCAAAGCUAACGAUGUCAUUCGUUCCAUUGACGACAAACCAAAAGAAGGUGAGAGAUGGUUAAAGAAAGAUGAAGAGAAUAGGAAGAGGAAUGUUAAGACAGGCAAUAGACUCAUUGACUUUAACAUCGAAGCUUUAGAUGAACCAAACAGAGACUACUUACACAAACAUUUCGGUAAGGUUUUCAUGAGACUCUUAGAGAAGAUUAAAAUAAACUCCCAACAAAGAUGGAUGGUAUGUUAUAAACUUGGUGGAAAGUAUGAAUGUUCUACGUUAAACCUCAAUAAUAUUGGAACAUUACUACAUCAGCUCUUGAAGGAGAACUUUAUAUCAGAGAUAGAAGCAAAUGCUGCAGGUAUUGUUGAAAUGCACUAUGACUUCUUCUUGACAAACAUAAAGAAUCUUACCGAAAUAAAGAUGUAUGAUUUAACAGAAUAUGAAGGCUUAACGAUGUCAGAUGUAAAGAAAGGCAAACCAAAAAAGAGA
Messenger RNA from Trichomonas vaginalis G3, 861 nucleotides. RefSeq names its product organellar and viral DNA polymerase type B. The record is from RefSeq and is a predicted model, not a curated record. NCBI's taxonomy places the organism in Eukaryota, Parabasalia, Trichomonadida, Trichomonadidae. The annotation marks the transcript as partial. The transcript has a single exon.